AUGCUACAUGUAAUAACAAACAUAACCCAUGGGAGGCCGCAGCGCCGGGAAACUGUCGUUGGGCCAAGAAUUCUGCGGUAUACCGAAACGUCCACGGGACUAGCGGCAUUGGAGGCCAAGAGGUAUACGCGCGUCCUCGAGAUUGUUUUGUCCUCGGCGGGUGAAUUUGAAUAUGUCGAGGAUCGAAGAUGGAAUGUGAAUGUGGGGGUAGUAAAUACAGAACCUGCUAUGGGACUAGCUCGUGGUCUUUGGUACCUCGAGGCUCUUGAGCCAAGCGAUUUAGCUCUUCCCCAAGUUUCGGGUCGGGGCAGCGCAAGACAGCAAAAAGUUACCCCCCGAAAAUGUCUUGAUAAACGGCAAGGUGGGUCAUUUGGUAAUGAGUUUAAGUUCAGGGACAAGUCAGAAGAAGGUACAUCCUUUCUCCCCGCCGUAGUUGGACAGGACGAGAGCAAUCCAGGAACGCACAGCACCGCUUUUGACCCGAAAUACAAUGUACCUGAUAGCCUCACAAUAAACCCACGAACACACCCAGGUCUCUUCAGCUUCACCGGCCGAUGGCUCCUCUCUCCCUCACGCCCUACCCGGCCGCAGAAUCCGGUUUACCAGUCCACACUUUGGCCCGGAAACUCCGUGACCGUUCUAGCUCAUGGCACUGAAAUCUCUGUGAAAAUUGUGCCGAAACCGCAGGGCUGGAUUGAGGACUACCAUUUCUAUGUGUCGGUCGAUGGUGGGGAAGACGUACGCUACAGCAUUCCAGCUUUCAAUUCAACCAAGUUGAACAAAGCUGAAAUGGCGACUUCUUUCAGUGUUCCGAUCAAGGAAUUGUGUUCCGGAAACACCAUUAUCUUUGAGGGCCUGGAGGUACAGAAGACGUUGAUAAACGAAGGGAAAGGGUGGAUGGAAGAGCAGGACGACAGGCUUUCGAUCGAGUUUGUUGGUGAAGGAAGUGAUGCGGAAAGGGAAAGCGGAUUUUUUGGCGAACACGAUAUUCAAAAUGAUGAUGAGCCGAAACCCUCGUUCGAUAUCUGGCGACACAGUGUGCAGUAUAGAGUAGGGGAAACAUUGGGUGUGAGACACAGCCAUAUCUCCGCAGGAACCUGCCUUCUCACAUCCUGUCCAGAUCAGGCCGGGCUAUUUGAUCAGUACUUCCAAACCUCUCCCUUCUCCCUCAAUUGGGUGGAAUCUGACUCAGAUCUCGAUCCGCACCACAAUUCCCACCUCGGGGCACCUUACCGCUUUCCCGAACUAUCUACCAAGCCACAAGUACCCAUCCCGCCUGUCAAUAUCGUUGUCGUCGAUCUUGGUGUUCUGGAUAUCCUGACCCACCGCCAAAACCCAGACGACUACUCUCACGCACUUGUCCUCUUUCUCGCGCGUCUCCGAUCCCAAGCACACCCUGCGGCGCAAAUUCUUGUAGUUGCAAGGAACAGUAACUAUGUUGCAUCUUCUUCCCCCCCCUAUGCUCUCGAAUCUACUCCAGAAAUCAAACAGCUUCGCGAGAAGUUGUAUACCGCUACCGAAAAAGCGGUUGAUGUGCUGCGAAAAGAAGCAGCUGAUGAGAAUAUACAUCUGGUCUUGCUGCCGUCCACCGCCACAUCAGAAGCGAGUGCAUAUCUUCAAGCCAUCUGUCCAUUUAUAGUGCCAUCUACCUCAGUCCUUUCCAAGCUCUCCCUGAACAGAUUUGGCAGAGCGGCCACGCCGUCGAAGGCGCAGAAAGUAUGCCUGGAGCUCGGUGGCCAAGAAUAUGGUAGCGGGUUCCGUUAUUUAGGAUGGAACUUGACUCUGAUAUCGAUUGUGAUCUUCGGUCUGUGGAUGUCAAAGAGUAUCCUCGUUGGGGCUUCCGCGGCAUUAUUUGGUAGAAAGACGCUGGGGAUGGAAGAGGUUGAGGUUGAGAGGGGGCUGCUCAAUACUGGCAGCGCAAAAAAGAAUGAGAAUUAUGAUAAGUCGGGUUAG
Messenger RNA from Morchella importuna, 1953 nucleotides. RefSeq lists its product as uncharacterized. The transcript is spliced from 8 exons. NCBI's taxonomy places the organism in Eukaryota, Fungi, Ascomycota, Pezizomycetes, Pezizales, Morchellaceae. The record is from RefSeq and is a predicted model, not a curated record. The coding region runs from base 1 to 1953 and encodes 650 amino acids.